Molecule: messenger RNA, 592 nt
Organism: Cylicostephanus goldi
Lineage: Eukaryota; Metazoa; Nematoda; Chromadorea; Rhabditida; Strongylidae
Source: the annotation of a GenBank genome assembly
UGAGUGUGUUUUCUCCUUCACGCAUGGACUUGCAUAUUAACACCGAAAAUUUCCCUUUUCAGGUCGCGAACCAAACCUCGAAGAAUCUGAAGUUGCCCAGUUGAUUAGGCAGUCUCUGGAAGCUGACCGGGCACGAAUCGUCAACGACGACGGAGAAGAAAGCCAACCUGAAGAGAGUGAACCUCCAACCUCGCGAAGCAUGGAUGAAGCUGAGAUUAGGGCAACAGCGUUAGAACUGGAAUUGGAAAUGUCGCAGAAGAAAGCUGAUCAAAUGCAUGAAGUAUUGGAUAGCACAAAAUCGCAUUAUGAUCAGCUUGAGAAGAAAUAUGAUCAGGCCAAUCAGCUUUUGAGAAAUUAUCAGGAAAGAGAAAAGGAGCUCCUAUCCCGAGAGGAGAACCAUGUAGAACAGUUGAGAGAUAAGGAUGCCCACUAUUCUCAUCUUGUAGCUCAACUGAAGGAACGAAUUGAAGAAUUGGAGGCGAAACUUGAAGAAAUGGACGAACGACGGCAAACUAUAGCCAAUAACGAACUCAGCGAACUCAGGGAUAAAUUGAAAGUGAGAAAAUUAAUACUGCUAUCUGGUCGUUCGUAA